Messenger RNA from Neolamprologus brichardi, 1418 nucleotides. The record is from RefSeq and is a predicted model, not a curated record. Lineage: Eukaryota; Metazoa; Chordata; Actinopteri; Cichliformes; Cichlidae.
AUGCAGUAUCUUCAGGAUCAACGAGAGGAAGCGCUGUCACUUUUAAACCAAUCAGAGGAGACCAUCAGGGAGCGUCAUGGUGAUGAGAGUGAGAAGCGGCUGAUUGUGACGUAUGGAGACAUGGCCUGGCUGAAAUAUCACGAUGGAGACUUUGCACAGUCACAAAGCUACUGUCAGAAAGUCGAGGACAUACUGGUGAAGUAUCCCACUGGUUCAUCAGGAGGUCUCCUUCCAGAGGUGUAUGGCGAUCAAGCCUGGACCUAUUUCAAGGUGUCAUGGUCUUCUCUCUCCAAAGCCAUCGACUGUUUUCAUAAAGCACUUGAGGUACAGCGUCAUGACACAGAGUGGAACGCCGGCUACGCCAUCGCCCUCUUUUGCAGAGAACAGUGGGUUUUAGGAAAUAAACAGGAAGAUGAGGAAUCCAAAGCCACCAAACAGCUUCGCUUUGCAUUGGAGAUCAACCCAAAUAAUGCUGUUCUGCAGUGCAUGCUGGCCUUGAAGCUGACGGCUUAUAAGAAAUACGAGGAGGCUGAUGGUUUGGUGAAUAAAGCACUAGAAAAUGAUCCCGAUAACCCUCAUGUCAUCCGGCACUCCGGCAAUUACUUACAUAAUCGGAAUCGACUGGAUGAGGCUAUUGAUGUGCUUAAGCGAGGCCUGAGAAGGGGCGAUCAAUUACCUUCCUUCAACUACCAGCUGUUUUCUGCUGUUUUCUCUCUGCAGGGGCUGCUGAUGCCACUGAAAAAAUAUGAUUGGAGACAGUGUGCUCAGAAACUGAAGCAGAUCGCUAAGAAACGUCUGUCAAGGAAUCCAGGUGAUGGUGAAGCUCUCGCUCUGCUGGGUCAGGUGGCCAGAGCUGAGGGCGACAGGAAGGAAGCUGCUUUGUUUUAUGAAGAAGCUCUGAACUAUGACAAGGAUAAUGAAGAGUAUCUGUCUGCUCUGUGCGAGCUGCGCCUGGAGCUGCAGGGAUCAUCUGAUUAAUCACCAUCACUGCAAAAACUGGCUAUAACUAACUCUUACAAUCUUAUAUCGAGCCAAAAAUAAUUUCUUAUCUUGUUUUGAGAGUGAUACACUCAGAGAGAGCGGGAUGCAAUUAAUCUUUUACAAUAUGUAUUCUUAGUUAGUUCAUCUUCUUUAGCAGUUUCAUGUGAUCAGUGCUCAAAUAAAGGUUGUUGUAUAUGUGCUUUAAUUCAUGUAGUGUAAAGGCUUUGUCUUAGUUUAAUAUAAGACAAUCCUUCAAUAACAUUCUUGCUCAGUUGCUCUUGUUUUAAGAUAUUUUCCCUUAAAGUGAGAAAGAAGUAGAGACAUUUUGAGUUUAUUUGACAUAAUAAAGUACUUGGAUCAAGUGUUUCAACACUCAUUUCAAUUGAUUUCUCACUUCAUUAAAUGCAAGAGGUUGGAAGUAAUGAUGUACAAAUACU